UUUCAGCGAAAAAUGCCAUGUGGAGGAAAGAAAGCACACGAUUUCCAACAAGGCACGUAAACGUCCCGGAACGGAUUUGGAUCAAAUCCAUGAGGAUUUAAAGCCUGAGAAGGCCGCCAAGCUUCUCCAGAAAGAGGUUUUUAGAUUUGUUAUUGUCACAAGUUCCGCAAUUUCGUCCACGGUUCUAUUUUGAAGGUUUUAAUCAAUUUCUUGCAAAAUAAUCAAAUUUUGGCUGGAAAAUUGGUGAAAAUCAGUUAAAAUCAAACCGUGUGGGCGAAUUUACGGGCAAUUCUACUGCAUCGAGUGUGAGAGGCAUUUCGUCGACGAGAAGACGCGACAGCUUCAUCGCAAGACGAAAUUGCACAAGAACCGAGUGAAGACGCUGAAAGAGUCCAUAGGCAGAAGCCAACGCAGCCGGUGGCUCAGGAUUCUUCCCGGCAAAUCACUUUGAAAACACGAGUCGAACUUCCCAAGCAGCCGGAGAUUCCUGUUGUGACAGAUGCUUGAGCAAUGCUGGGAAUACUUUUUUCUUAAUCUCCAGAAACUCACAAUGGACUCGGAUUUCUCGACAGAUCUCGGCCUCGACUUUCUGGAUCACGUAGAAGUCGUGAUGGCGAUAGAGGAAGAGUUUGGAUUUGAGAUUCCGGACGGAGAUGCGGAUCGCUUCAAGACGCCACGUGACAUCCUCCAGUACAUCGCCGACAAGACUCGGCCUCCCGCCGUCUACUAUGAGAAUUUCUCGAAUGCUCCUCGAAAACGUGGUCGAACUGUCGGAUCACGAAAUCGGAAGGAGGGAGACACCACAAUUCCAAAGCAGCAGCGGAAACGGAAUCCACAGCAGGGGAUACUAUAAAUUAACUAGUACGAUUGAAACUUUCAAUCAUUCGAUUUCACAAUGAAGUUUCUUAUUUUACUCUUAGCUGUAUUGGCAAUUGUCACAGCAAAACCGCACCCUGGAUAUGGACGACCUAGUUACGGAGGAGGUGACUUUGGUGGAGGUGGUGGUCAAUGGGGAUCCCAAUCAUCAUCGUUCCAGCAGAAUCAAAUGUCCGGUGGUUUUCAGAAUGGCGGCGGAUUUGGUGGAGGAAUGGGUGGCGGAAGCGGUGGAUACGGCUAUGGAAAAUAAUUGAUUUUGACAACAGUUUUCAGUAUAAACUUCAGCUUGAAUAAAAUGAGUUUAUAUGUA
Messenger RNA from Caenorhabditis elegans, 1186 nucleotides. It is a transcript of the gene F16B4.5, whose product is annotated as Heterogeneous nuclear ribonucleoprotein A1. The record is from RefSeq and is marked reviewed. The coding region runs from base 896 to 1126 and encodes 76 amino acids. NCBI's taxonomy places the organism in Eukaryota, Metazoa, Nematoda, Chromadorea, Rhabditida, Rhabditidae. The transcript has 4 exons.